Molecule: messenger RNA, 606 nt
Organism: Eremothecium sinecaudum
Lineage: Eukaryota; Fungi; Ascomycota; Saccharomycetes; Saccharomycetales; Saccharomycetaceae
Product: HGL255Cp
Exons: 1
Coding region: 1-606 (201 amino acids)
Cellular component (GO): membrane; endomembrane system
Source: RefSeq, a predicted model, not a curated record
AUGUACGAGAAAGUAAACCAUUCCAGUGAAGUAACAAAGUUGCUAACCGACAGCGACUCAAGAGCGGCAGAUACAAGAAGGAGGACUAAGUUUACGAUCCUUGAUAUUCUUCGAAUUCUACUAGGUUUAGUGCUAUUGUUGGAAUGUAUUAAUAGAGUCAUAUAUGGUCAGUGGUUGUCGCCGAAGCUGUUAUUUAAUAGACGUAAACCGAAUUAUGAUCUAAAACCUUCAAUUUACUGGAGUGAGAAUCACAUAGAAAUACCUCAUAUUUUCACCCAUGAUGAGCUACUAACGUACUCAUCAACGGCAGAGGAUAGGGAAGAUCCAGAAGAUAGACCAGUUCUCAUGUCCAUCUCCGGGAAGGUUUAUGAUGUUUCACGUUCACCACAAUUCUAUGGCGCUAAUGGCCCCUAUAGACGCUUCACCGGUACCGAUUGCAGCAAUCUAUUUGGAUAUCCAGUAUGGGACAUAGUCGCCCUAUCAACCGAGGAAUGCUCUCCAGACGUCUCCAAUUUGAAGCCCAGUCAGUUACGUAGAGUAAGAGAGUGGGAGAGCUUCUAUGAGGAGAGGUACCCAUUAGUUGGGUAUUAUCAAGCAGUGCAGUGA